GAACGCCAUCUUCAAAAUGGCCAACCUUUUUUGCGCACAACACACGUUUGUUCAGCAAAAGAGUUUAAAUAAAGAGACGGAUCGUUUGAAUAACUCAAGAUUAUCGUACAUGUUUCCUCUGACCUGGGAAUGAUAUUAUGUUCUGUCCAUAAAAGAAAGAGCAGAAGAUUGAGCCCUUCCCCAGACCAUCACAGAAAAUGAUGGAGCUACCAAACUACAGCAGUCAGCUGAUGCAGCAGCUGGGGGCGCUGAGGAAGGAGGGCCACUUCUGUGACUGCACCAUCCUGGUGGGAGACAGUCCUCACCGAGCACACAAACUGGUGCUGGCUGCCUCCAGUAUGCUCUUCAGGUCUCUCCUGGAUGGUUCUGACACCAUCUCCAUCGACACAGCUGUGGUUUCCUCGCAGGAGUUUGGCUGUCUGCUGGACAUGGUGUACACCGGCAAGCUGCCUCAGGGAAAACACAACGUCAGUCGCAUCAUUGCCGCUGCAGACAACCUGCAGAUGUUCGACGUAGCUGUUGGCUUUAAAAACGUCCUCACCAGCCUUGUGAACCAGCAGCAGUUGGCCUCAGUCAUAUCAACACAGACGUCAAACCUCAACAUGAUCCACAAAGUCCAGAGCACAAGCCUGGAAGGUUCAGCCUCAUCCAACAUGGUCAAGUCCACUUCUGACGAGACAGAGCUGAAGACAGAGUUAAAGCAGGAAGACUGUCAGACAGAUGGUGAUGAGGCAGAGGAACCACUAUGUAAAAGAGCAUGUGUGGAGCUCAAUGAGUCCUCAGCGCCUGAAGCAGCCAGCCCCUCAGAAACGGCUGUGGAAGAAGACAACACCACGGCAACAGUAGCCAAGGUGUCAAGUGAGUCUGCCACUGGUCCUUCACUGGAAUAUUUCUCACAGACCGUUGAACUCUUCACCAACAUGUCCUCUGUCCUGGAGCUGCUGAGCCAAGCAGCACAGAGCAGCCUAAAUGAACAGGAGAGACAGGUUGUGUGUCAGUGCUGUGAGGAGGCGGAUCCCAGAUCAGCGCUGGAGAAACUAAUGAGCAGAGUAAAUGAAGGGCAGCUCAGUAAAGAAGUGCUCAGCAGGCUUCUCCAGACAGUCCAACAGAAAGCCUCUGUCUCUCUCCUGGAGGAGGAGAGGAGCACACAGGAGCCAAAGAGAUACCAAACAAGAGCCGUGUCAGAUCAGCAGAGCAGCACCAAAAGUGAAGAACUGGAGGGGGAAGAGGGAGAGAAAGGAAACAGUAAGGAGGAGACUGAAGAUGAUGAGAAAGAUACAUUACACUCCCCCUCCCCUUCCCCUGCUUCCUCCUCCAAGCCUUACUCUUGCCGCUGGUGUAAAAAGGGCUUUGCCUACAAGUGUCGAAUGCUGGCCCAUGUGAAACGCUGUUCCAUGUCCAAGGAGUGUGAGCAGCAGUGUCCACAUUGCACCAAGAAGCUGCCAAACCAGCGAGCCCUGCAACGCCACCAGGCUGAAACUCACCGCAACACCAUGCGUGUGAAGAAGAAAGUGGCCUGUGACAUCUGUGGACGGACCUUUGCCCACCCAUCAGGCAUGAUUUACCACAAACGAACAGAACACUUUGAAGAAAAGCCGUUUGCUUGUGAGGAAUGUGGGGCGAAGUUUGGUGCCAACUCGUCUUUGAAAAAUCACAUGCGGCUGCACACAGGAGAGAAACCAUACCAGUGCAAACACUGUGACAUGAGCUUUAGUGUGGCUGCUGCUCUCGCAUACCACACCAAGAAGAAACACUCAGAUGGGAAGAUGUAUGUAUGUCAGUACUGCAAGGCUGUCUUUGCUCAGUCCAUUGAACUGACACGUCAUGUGCGCACACACACCGGUGAUCGUCCGUAUGUGUGUCGGGAAUGUGGCAAAGGUUACAGUCAGGCCAGUGGACUCACUGUCCACCUACAAACCUUUCACAACUUGUCAGAGCCCCAUGACUGUCAGAAGUGCUGUCUCAGCUUCUCGUCACUGGAGGAUCAUCGGCAGCACAUGCAGGAGUUCCACCCUAAGGAGUUCCACAAGUGUCCAACUUGCAACAAAGUGUUCACCAGCGCCGUCCUCCUGGAAAAGCACAAAGUCACACACACUGGAGCCAAGCCCUUCAGCUGUGACCUCUGCAACAAGUCGUACCAGCAACUGUCAGGUCUGUGGUACCAUAACAGGACCAACCACCCUGACGUGUUCGCUAACCACACCCGGCAGCUCAAGACCUUGGUCCAGUGUGACGUUUGUUUCAAGUUCUUCCCCAGUGCCGCCAGUGUGGCCAAACAUCAAGCGUCGGAACACCAAGGCUCAGCAGCGUCGGCAUUGCAAUGUCCAUAUUGCCCAGCUGUUUUGGGCAGAGAGGAGGAGUUCCAGGAGCAUAUCGGCACCCAACACAUCAGCCAGAGCAGUGAGGUUUUCAGCUGCCCACUCUGUGCCGUGGUCUGCAUAACUCAGCGGGAGCUGCAGGAACACCUGGUCUCCAGCCACAUGGAGACGCAGGAAGAGCAGGAGUCAGAGGAGGAGAAGGCUUCCACUUCCCACGCAGUGACUCCAAACGUUCCCACCGGUGGUGAAGGGGUGGAGUCAACCCUCUCUGAGGAGCAGGCCCAGCAGGUUUUAGUGGCUCUGGCAGGUGGAAGACAGGAAGGAUCAUCAGCAGAGGUAGUGGAGGUCAAUAUGUAUGACCUGCUGAACAGCUCUGUCACCUUCAUCUGUGAAGAAAAACCAUCAGCUCCUCACUGCGAACCAUGAACUUUGACCCCCUGAGGAUCACACUGGAUUUAUGAAAUUAUUGUCUCCUCUGGUCUUUAAAACAACUGUCCCUACAAAAAAUGAAAAAUGACAAGACAAGACUCUGUGUGUUUUAAUACAUUUUGCUGGAAUUCAUGUUUCACUUCAAUCUACAGGUGCAUAUCAGAUUCAUUACAAAUAAAGUGAAAUAUUUGAAGCCUUUAAA
Platichthys flesus (European flounder) is the source of this 2949-nucleotide messenger RNA. It is a transcript of the gene zbtb40, whose product is annotated as zinc finger and BTB domain containing 40. Gene Ontology annotation, cellular component: nucleus. Gene Ontology annotation, molecular function: DNA-binding transcription factor activity, RNA polymerase II-specific; protein binding; RNA polymerase II cis-regulatory region sequence-specific DNA binding. The transcript is spliced from 12 exons. The coding region runs from base 198 to 2744 and encodes 848 amino acids. Gene Ontology annotation, biological process: regulation of transcription by RNA polymerase II. The record is from RefSeq and is a predicted model, not a curated record. NCBI's taxonomy places the organism in Eukaryota, Metazoa, Chordata, Actinopteri, Pleuronectiformes, Pleuronectidae.